This is a messenger RNA of Erinaceus europaeus (western European hedgehog), 539 nucleotides long. Its product is annotated as small ribosomal subunit protein eS19-like. Lineage: Eukaryota; Metazoa; Chordata; Mammalia; Eulipotyphla; Erinaceidae. Gene Ontology annotation, cellular component: cytosolic small ribosomal subunit; ribosome. The record is from RefSeq and is a predicted model, not a curated record. Gene Ontology annotation, molecular function: structural constituent of ribosome; RNA binding. The transcript has a single exon. Gene Ontology annotation, biological process: translation; ribosomal small subunit assembly. The coding region runs from base 52 to 408 and encodes 118 amino acids.
GAUGACAAAAAUUAAAAUAACUCCCCUGGCUGGCAGCGCAGAGGCUGCACGAUGCCUGGAGUUACUGUAAAAGACAUGAACCAACAGGAGUUCUUUCGAGCUCUGGCAGCCUUCCUCAAAAAGUCCGGGAAGCUGAAGGUCCCAGAAUGGGUGAACACGGUCAAGCUGGCUAAGCAUAAAGAGCUUGCUCCCUUCAGCGAGAACUGGUUCUACACACAAGCUGCUUCCACAGCACAGCACCUGUACCUUCGGGGUGGUGCUGGGGUUGGCUCCAUGACCAAGAUUUAUGGAGGACGUCAGAGAAAAGGUGUCAUGCCCAGCCACUUCAAGAGUAUGGCCCGCCAAGUCCUCCAAGCCCUAGAAGGGCUGAAAAUGGUGGAAAAGGACCAAGAUGGGGCCGCAAACUGACACCUCAGGGACAGAAAGAUCUGGACAGAAUCGCCAGACAGGUGGCAGCUGCCAACAAGAAGCAUUAGAACAAAUUAUGCUGGGUUAAUAAAUUGCCUCAUUCAUAAAAUAAAAUAAAAGUAAAAAAUAAA